Hippopotamus amphibius kiboko is the source of this 2264-nucleotide messenger RNA. RefSeq names its product vacuolar protein sorting 4 homolog A (gene VPS4A). The record is from RefSeq and is a predicted model, not a curated record. The transcript has 11 exons. Gene Ontology annotation, biological process: endosomal transport; vacuole organization. Lineage: Eukaryota; Metazoa; Chordata; Mammalia; Artiodactyla; Hippopotamidae. Gene Ontology annotation, molecular function: ATP binding; ATP hydrolysis activity. Bases 192 to 1505 code for a protein of 437 amino acids.
GCCCAGACGCGACCGCUCUGGGCCGCGCUCCUCGCUCGCCCUCGGACUCCGCUCCGGCUGCGAGCGGCCGCCCUUCUCGCGCCCAGCGCCGACCCGCCGGGCUCCCUGCGCCAGACCAGCUCCUCGGCUCCCGGGGCCGGACCGAGGCCGCAAGCAGCGCCGCGGGGUGUGGGGCGGACUCAGGAGAUGAAAUGACAACGUCAACCCUCCAGAAAGCCAUUGAUCUGGUGACAAAAGCCACAGAAGAGGAUAAAGCCAAGAAUUACGAGGAGGCGCUCCGGCUCUACCAGCAUGCCGUGGAGUAUUUCCUGCACGCUAUCAAAUAUGAGGCCCACAGUGACAAGGCCAAGGAAAGCAUUCGAGCCAAGUGCAUGCAGUACCUAGACCGGGCAGAGAAGCUGAAGGAUUAUUUACGAAACAAAGAGAAGCAUGGCAAGAAGCCAGUCAAAGAGAAUCAGAGUGAGAGCAAGGGCAGUGAUAGUGACAGUGAAGGGGAUAAUCCAGAGAAAAAGAAAUUGCAAGAACAGCUAAUGGGUGCUGUUGUGAUAGAGAAGCCCAAUAUUCGGUGGAAUGACGUGGCUGGGCUGGAGGGGGCCAAGGAGGCCCUCAAAGAAGCUGUCAUUUUGCCAAUUAAAUUCCCACACUUGUUCACAGGCAAGCGUACCCCUUGGCGGGGAAUACUGCUCUUUGGACCCCCUGGCACAGGGAAAUCCUACCUGGCCAAAGCAGUGGCAACAGAGGCGAACAACUCCACCUUCUUCUCCGUGUCUUCCUCAGACUUGAUGUCUAAGUGGUUGGGGGAAAGUGAGAAGCUAGUCAAAAACCUGUUUGAGCUGGCCAGGCAGCACAAGCCCUCCAUCAUCUUCAUCGAUGAAGUGGAUUCGCUCUGCGGAUCCCGCAACGAAAAUGAGAGCGAGGCUGCCCGAAGGAUCAAAACGGAGUUCCUGGUCCAGAUGCAGGGGGUGGGAAAUAACAAUGAUGGGACUCUGGUACUUGGUGCCACAAACAUCCCGUGGGUGUUGGAUUCGGCCAUUAGAAGGAGGUUUGAAAAGCGAAUUUAUAUCCCAUUGCCGGAGGAGGCUGCCCGCGCCCAGAUCUUCCGGUUGCAUCUGGGGAGCACUCCUCACAACCUCACAGAUGCCAACAUCCACGAGCUGGCCCGGAAGACAGAAGGCUACUCGGGUGCAGACAUCAGCAUCAUCGUGCGGGACUCCCUCAUGCAGCCCGUGAGGAAAGUACAGUCAGCAACACACUUCAAAAAGGUCUGUGGCCCUUCCCGCACCAACCCUGGCAUUAUGAUUGAUGACCUCCUCACCCCAUGCUCACCAGGGGACCCGGGGGCCAUGGAGAUGACUUGGAUGGAUGUCCCCAGUGACAAACUCUUAGAGCCUAUGGUUUGCAUGUCGGACAUGCUCCGGUCUUUGGCCACCACUCGGCCCACUGUGAAUGCAGAUGACCUCCUGAAAGUGAAGAAAUUCUCAGAGGACUUUGGACAAGAGAGUUAAAAGCUUCUUCACAUGCGUGAAGGUGAAGGUGGGAGGUUGAUUGGGGUCAGUCUGUGGUACUCCCCAUGUCAGUGGCCAGACAGGGCUCCAGGGCUCGUCCUAAAGUCACUACAGCAUCCUCUCUGCUGUGAGGCCAUCAGCUGGGGGAGCAGGAAGGAGGGGCCUCCCUGGCCGUGGAGACGCAGAAGCACAUUCGGCACCUGGUGGAAUACUGGCUCUUCCUGCUUCCCCUCUUCCUCUCUGGAUGCUCACCACCUCCUUGUCCUGCCCCGCCAUGGUUUUUUUUUAAACCAUUCUUUGUUCCCCUAAAUUAAUGCUGCUUAGAUUUUCAUCUUGUUUAUAAAUAAAAUUAAAAUCUGCCCGAAGCGUCAAGGAGCGGGAGCAGCCUGUGCUGUGGGGUUGGUGCAGCAGACCUUAAGAACAGCUGGCCAGCGCCCGGCUGCCCGUCCCUUCUAGACCCAGGUUUUGCUUCGUGUGACUAGGAUGGCUGAUGCCCUGGGUCCCCAGCCCAGGCUCUGCCUGUAAAGGCCGAGAGUAAAUCCAAGCCAUUCGCUCCGUCUGGGCCCUGUGUCCUCCCUGCAGGAGGAGAGGAUGGUGUUUGUGAGCACACAGCUGUGUAGAUCAGAACGCUGCGUGAAGGCAGUCAGGUGGGUGCCACUACUGCCUUCUCUUCCCUCUGAAUGUGAGAACACUGAACCUGGCCACUGCCCCCCAGUCCCUGUCCUGGAAAUGGGCUAAUAAAUCCUUUUCCUUUCUUGA